GCGGGGGGCCGGCGGCGGGGGGCCGGCGGCCGUCACGCCUUGCCAACGGCCGGGCAGCUCUAGGGGAGGCCCGUUGGCCGACGGCCUGAGCCCGCUCCCCUCCCGCCGGGCUGAGGGGCCCUGACGGCCGCCCGCUGUCCCCAGAGCCAAGCGGGCACUUGUGUGGGGUGGGCGGCGGUGGUGUCCGUUUCUGCUCUCUCCGUUCCAAGUGUGUGGAUUUAUGUGGGUCGUGCUGCUGUUGGCGUCCCUAAGGUGGUGGUCCUGCCCUGGUGGCUGCCCCUGUGUUCGCAGGUGCCUUCAAGCCGGAGGGGAGCCGAUGGAUCUGCUGCCGGAUGCAGCGCCCCUGGCCACCAAGCUGCGGAACACUCUGGUUCAGUACCACAGCAUCCCAGACAGCGAAUGGCGGGUCGCCAAGAGAACCAAAGAUGCGACUGUGUGGCGUAAACCAUCAGAGGAAUUCAGUGGAUACCUCUACAAAGCUCAAGGAGUGGUGGAAGAUGUUACUAACAGAAUAGUGGAUCAUAUUCGCCCUGGACCUUAUAGGCUAGACUGGGACAGCUUAAUGACUACAAUGGACAUCAUGGAAACCUUUGAAGAGAACUGCUGUGUGAUGCGCUACACCACUGCUGGCCAGCUCUGGAACAUCAUAGCACCAAGGGAGUUUGUUGAUUUCUCUUACACUACAAGCUAUGAAGACGGACUUCUAACAUGUGGUAUAAGCCUAGACUAUGGAGAGGUGAGACCUAACUUUGUCCGUGGAUUCAAUCAUCCUUGUGGUUGGUUCUGCGUCCCUCUUAAGGACUAUCCUAGCCACAGUCUUUUGACAGGCUAUAUUCAGACUGAACUGCGAGGGAUGCUACCACAAUCUGCUGUAGACACUGCCAUGUCUAGUACCCUGGCCAAUUUCUACUCUGACCUCAAAAAGGCACUGAAAACAGACAAACAGUGACGUGAAAGGCAGUGGGUUUCUUGCAAUCAAACGAUAUUGUUUAGCUUAGCAUAGGUUAGGUACUCAGUUAAAAAGUGAGUAACAUUGUUCCUGACUUUAUGUUGAAGGAUCCAGACAACUUUAUAAAGAACUUUUUGAUGUGAUACUUAGCCUACAUUCCAAAUUAUUGGUGUGAGAUUCUGUUUCCUUCUCAGCACUCUUCAGCUGUGUGAAGAGUAGUCUGAAUCUAUAAACUCCUGGCUUCCUAGGUAGAAAGCACAAGAUGUGUCUGUGGACUUGAAAAAUGCAGCAUGAAGUCAGCUCUCACCAACAGUAUUGAGAGUGGAGUGCUAGGGAUUUUUCUGGUGCAGGUCGCUGUACAGGCAGCAUCUCAUUGAAGAUGUAAUUUUGUAAUAUAUAUAUUUUUAUAUUUACUUAAAUUUUUUGAUUUAUUUAGUUUGUACAGGUGCAUCUAUAAUUUGUUUUUUAAAAAUUGCUUUGAUUUAUGGAUAUAAAUCAAAUAUAUAAAUCAAAUAAAAUAUGAUAGGGAUAUUACAUAGCUAAGGUGUUAAACGAUACUAUUCAUAAGAAAAUGAUUUGCUCUUGUUAGCAAAAAUAAGCAUUCAUUAGUAGCAUUUCUUCAGUGUUGUAAUUGUAACAAGUACUCAUUAUUGGCAUUUCUUCAGUGUUGUAAUUGUAACUUAAUUAACUGUUGUAUAUAACAGUCUCAGUGCAUAGAUAAAGAAAUGCCCUUACAGCUGAUCCAAAGCUCAUUUAAGUCAUUGGGUGUCUUUCCAUAGUUUUUAGUGGGCUUUUAAUCAUGCAGUUGUCAAAAUUGCAAACCUCCAAUGGAUCUUCUGUGAUACUCUGCAUUUCUAAAGAAUUUUUUACUUAAAUUUGCAUGUAAUUGUGUGUGGCUUGGGGUUUUUCUGUCUUAACUGAAAAUCCUGGAUUACUAAAGCAACAGAAAGGACCAGUAACUUGCUUCAGGUAUAUUGGUGUAGCCACAACAGCACAGACUGCCAGUGUGCUGGUACAGCACAGUAGAGUGUUCUGUGGUAAUGCCCCUACAUAGAUCUUUGCAAUAAAUUAAAUUAGCAUCUUAAAACAUGAGCAGCUGAAGGCCAAAACUCAAGCUGCAGAAUUGCUCAGAUCUGGUGGAGGAUGGAGGGUAAAUUUUUUAAGGAUAUUUAGCAGGUGCUAACAAAAGAUUGCUGUCUAUGCUGCUUGGAACCUGCAUUCUCUUUAAAGCCUGACAUUAAGCUUUUAAUGUUGGUAUGCGUCAUUUGCUCAAGUGAGAUUGUAAUUAUUCCUGUGUUUUACCAGUGCUACUAGAGGCCAAUUUAGCUGUGUUGUAGUUAGGGAAAGUACCUUGGAGCCCUAAUAUUUUGGGGCUAGUUGUAUACAUACAAUCCAAGGACUGGUUGUGAACUCUCAGGAAAAAAAAAAUUGAUGAAAAUGGUUGCCCUGUAAUGUUGGCUCUUUUGACACCAGCCACUGUAGCUGAACUCUGAACAGUGGGGACUUUUCUUUCUCAUUGCUCAGGCAAAGAAGUAGAAAAAACAUGACGCAGAAUAUAGCGAGAGCUCUUCCAUCAUGCUUCAUGUAUUAAGGCACUUAGUACUGUUUAAGACAGUUAAAAACAAUGGCAUCAAACAGCCUUUGGUGUCUUCAUAGACAGAAAAUGUCAUCUCCCUGUUAGGUUUUGUGUAUUCUGCAGUUCUCUCUGAACUCCUUGGUUACUCUUCCUAUCUUUUCUAUCUUCCUUGUUUCCCCCACAGUACUGGAAGUUCACAAGGUGAUUCUUCACCACUAAGGAAUGAGUGUCAGCAGACACCCUUUUUCCUAAAUGCUAGGGUCCACUCCUUUCUACUAGUGGUAUGGAGGCAAGUAUGAAAGCCCUAGCAAUACUGGUCUGUGGGAUGAAUCCUGACUUGAUUAUAGAGGGAGCUGUGUAAAGUGUACCCUAUUUAUUCUUCCCAAUUAUAAAGACUACAUCUAUAGUGAAUCUGCAUAUUUGUGUCUUCUUUUUUUAAAACUGCUGGGACUAACUAAUUGAGGGGUUGUGAUACAGAUGGAUAUAGAGAAAAAUAUUCCAUUGCUCUGUAAAAAGACCAGUUUAAAUCUACACAGAGGCACUUCAGUGCUGGAGAAAUGGGUCAAAAGGAGCACAAGAAACUUACAGGAUGAUGUUUGUACAACGCUAGGCACUGCAGAAAAGAUUGAGGUCUCUGUUCCAAACACCCAUUAUAAGGGCUUUAAAACACCUCUAGAGUAUCUCUCCUUAUUUAGUGUUCAGUGAAAUGGCUUUUUAUGCUUUCAGUGAAGAUAGGCUGAUGAAGCACAGAGCAGCUGAGGAAAGAAGAACUUGUGUUUAAAUGGAAGAACAUUGCUAGUUUAUUUUAAGUACGAUGAUGUUUUUAAUAAAAAAUUUCUCCGUGCAGGUUUCCUUUUUGUCAACAGAUUUGUUUUCAGUAACAGGCCUAGAAAUGGAAAGAUUUUGUGAAUGAGAGCAAAGUUUCUGAAAGGAAAGUAGGCCUUCUAUUUUGCAUUACAGUAAUUUUUUCCUUAAACACUGAUUAAACUUGCUUUGUGUCUUUUAACAGACAUAGCCUAUUGCUUUGCAAGUUAUUCUGAGCAGUCAAGUGAAUAACAGAGACUGUCAGAGACAGAACAGAACCAGAUUUUAUUUUAUUUUUAAAUCAAUAAAAGAGCAUAGUACAACUCUCCAGUUUUCAGAUGAGGAGAUAUCAUGGAAGGUGCUAACGAAUUUUAAGAAUUUAUUUUGUGGAAUCUCACAGUUCUAAAAAUUUUUCUGAUGUAGGAGUGCGGUGAUUGACAAUGUGUGCUGAUUAUGCUGCUGAAGCAAUGCAUAGCUGAUACCCCUUCAGUCAUUAUUCCAAGCAGUUCAGCUAUAGAGUAAUACAGAACUAGAAGAAGGAUGUCCAGUUUCAUAGUGUGUUGUAUUUAUUUGAAAUGAAAACCUACUUUCUUUUAUGUAUCUAAGGAUUGAGAGGAGUGUUAGAUUUUGAGCACAACUGUUCUUUAACCAGAGUACAUUCAGAACCAAGAAAGCCACAAAAUCAAGUAUUUAUCCGAUCGGAACCUCUUUUCCCACCAUGGUGUUGUUUUCCUUCUAAGUUAGUGGACAAUCUAGAUGGAGCCAGGACAGUAAAAACUGGAAAGCAGUUGAAAGGAUAAAGUGCAAGAGCCCAUAUUUUGCUUAUUAGCAGGUAGUGGGAGACAAAGUAAAUUACCUAGUAUAGAUUUCUGUCUUGCUCACAGAAGCAGAACUUCUGCAGGUUUGUGACAUUCGACAGUACUUAGGAGUGUUUCAGUUAAACUGGAAUAUAGUUAUCUGAAUGUGACUUCUGAACAAGGUGUCCAAGAAUAGCAGAGAACAGUUUUUGCUAGGGAAAUGGCAUGUAUAUAGACACAUCAAAAUUAUUUUUAUAUGACUAGUAUUUUUAAAAAAAAAAAAAUUUUCAGGGCUUUAGGCAAUAUGACAGUCUAAUUUUGGCACUUUAACUAGGUUCUCUAUGUGUGGAUGGGAAACGUGGCUGAAGAUAAGAUAAUUUUCAUGUUUGGCUUCUGUUCCUCAUCUAAACCCUCCAGCAUUAAACCUUGCUUGUAGUUGUGCUCCAUGUUUUACAUAUGCAGAAGACAGAAAUAGGGCUAAGUUCAAUUUGGGGGCAGUCUAAGGUACUCUACCACAGCCUUCUGGGAGGCAGACUGGUACUUCAGAUAGGUACUCUGGGAACCGCACAAGCCCUGAUCUCAAAUUUGAUGAAUAUAGAACCGUGAAACAUGCUGAAUUUAUAAAACAUAAAAAGAGUGCACAAUUCCUCCAGUAAUCAUAAAUAACCAGAACUGUUUUGAUGGUGUGACCUGGUGAUUCAGCCUAAGAGGUUCACUGCUGUAUCUAGUGAAACCAGUCAAGUCGUGCCCAUGUUCAGAAAGUCAGUCUAUCUUAACAGUGGUUUUAACUGAUUGUGUUCAGCACUUAAGAGAUUGUAUUUAUAUUUUGAAUGCAAUUGCAGAAUAAAUUAAAACAUGAAUUCCAACA
This is a messenger RNA of Chroicocephalus ridibundus (black-headed gull), 4994 nucleotides long. RefSeq names its product StAR related lipid transfer domain containing 4 (gene STARD4). The transcript has 5 exons. The record is from RefSeq and is a predicted model, not a curated record. NCBI's taxonomy places the organism in Eukaryota, Metazoa, Chordata, Aves, Charadriiformes, Laridae. Gene Ontology annotation, biological process: cholesterol transport involved in cholesterol storage; intracellular cholesterol transport; cholesterol import. Bases 221 to 949 code for a protein of 242 amino acids. Gene Ontology annotation, molecular function: cholesterol binding; cholesterol transfer activity. Gene Ontology annotation, cellular component: cytosol; endoplasmic reticulum.